UCUCCCCCUUUGGGCCUUCCUCCUCCUCCUCCUCCUCCUUAACCUUGCAGCCAUGGUGGAGGCCUGGUACAUGGACGAAGCCCCGGGGGACCAGCGGAAGCCCCACCGGCAGGACCCCAACCAGCCCGCCAGCCUGGAACUGCUCAGCCAGCUGGGCGUUUUCUAUUGGAAAUUGGAUGCUGACAACUAUGAGAAUGAUCCACAAUUAGCAAAGAUUCGGAAGGAGAGGAACUACAAUUGGAUGGAUAUAAUCACGAUACAUAAAGAUAAGAUGCCAAAUUAUGAAGAAAAGAUAAAAAUAUUUUAUGAAGAGCACUUACACCUGGAUGAUGAGAUUCGCUACAUCCUGGAAGGAAGUGGGUAUUUUGAUGUCCGUGAUAAAGACGACAAAUGGAUCCGGAUUGCCAUGGAAAAGGGGGACAUGAUCACACUUCCCGCUGGCAUCUAUCACCGAUUUACCCUGGACGAGUCUAAUUAUGUGAAGGCAAUGAGGCUCUUUGUUGGAGAACCUGUGUGGACGGCAUACAACAGGCCAGCAGAUCACUUUCCUGCUCGAGCCCAGUACCAGCAGUUUUUGGCACAAGCAGUACAAUAAAUGAACAGGGAAAGCACGA
Molecule: messenger RNA, 614 nt
Organism: Anolis sagrei ordinatus
Lineage: Eukaryota; Metazoa; Chordata; Lepidosauria; Squamata; Anolidae
Gene: ADI1
Product: acireductone dioxygenase 1
Molecular function (GO): acireductone dioxygenase [iron(II)-requiring] activity
Source: RefSeq, a predicted model, not a curated record